Molecule: messenger RNA, 558 nt
Organism: Auanema sp. JU1783
Lineage: Eukaryota; Metazoa; Nematoda; Chromadorea; Rhabditida; Rhabditidae
Source: the annotation of a GenBank genome assembly
UUGGAACGAGAUCAUUACAAACAAUGCUUUUCCCUAUCAUAUUUGGAACAUAUUGCAGGCACAACUGCUGCUAACCCAUGGAUGAUGUUUAAUGACACCAAAAUUGAGAAAACAAGUGAACUUUCCCGAGCUCUGGGUACUCCAGCUCCACCUUGUUGUUCGGAUGCAAUCAGUAGUAUUGCUUGUCGACGACUACAAUCAGCUAAUCCCACCAAAUUCUUGCAAAGAUGUAAGGGUGAUGCUGACUUCUCUUUGAUCCAAUGCUGCAACACUUGUGGUUUAGAAAGUGCAGCUGACCGCUAUGAAGUUAUUUUCCAACAGGGAGAUCAAUCAAAGCAUUGUUUUGACAGACACAGCUCAGACUUCUGCGCUCGUUUCCUUAAGAGAGAGGAUGUCUGGGGAAAGUCUCAAUGGUCUUGCGACGGCCAAUUCGCUAGCUUAGCUUUCAGAAUUUGUCGAAAGACAUGUAACUACUGUCGUCCAGAUAUCUAUAGAAAUCCAUUAGGACGUUACAGCCCAACACCAUGCGGAAAGCCAGCUGAACUCAUUCCAUUCUAG